AUGUAUAGUAGUAAAAGUUACCUCUUCAAUAUUUUAAUCACUAUUGCUAUUAUUUUUGUGGUUUCAAAUUGUCAAUAUGAACAAACAGACACAAGUGAUGAAUUUGAAGAAAAAUGGUUUGUUGGUAAAGUAGAAGCUACUUGUAAUGAACAACCUCAAGAAAAUGUAAAUAUCUCAAUUUUUAAACUAGUGGAUAGUGAAAGUGAUAAUUUGUAUUAUUAUGAGGUUAUAAAUAGUACUUUAACCGAUAAGAAUGGAUAUGGACAAGUUACAGGGCAUUGGAAAAUACCUCCUGAUCAUUUAAGUUGCAGAAUGUGUCUCUUUCAUAAUUGCCUACCUCCUAAUAGCAAAGAUGAGAAAAAAGAAGGAGAUUAUCAAUACAGUUAUUGUUUUUCUUUUGGUCAAUCAUAUAUAAAAAGCACUUUGGAAGAAGCCGAAAAAGAAGAUUUUGAUGAACCUAUUGAAUUAAAACAUCAAUCUUCUGAUGAUUUUGUUGAAAAAUCAAAAAGUAGCAACGACUGUCCUCCUGAAAGAAAAAAUAAAUAA
This is a messenger RNA of Strongyloides ratti, 546 nucleotides long. RefSeq lists its product as hypothetical. The record is from RefSeq and is a predicted model, not a curated record. Bases 1 to 546 code for a protein of 181 amino acids. The transcript has 2 exons. NCBI's taxonomy places the organism in Eukaryota, Metazoa, Nematoda, Chromadorea, Rhabditida, Strongyloididae.